Molecule: messenger RNA, 1828 nt
Organism: Sipha flava (yellow sugarcane aphid)
Lineage: Eukaryota; Metazoa; Arthropoda; Insecta; Hemiptera; Aphididae
Gene: Shc
Product: SHC-transforming protein 1
Exons: 9
Coding region: 346-1533 (395 amino acids)
Biological process (GO): cell surface receptor protein tyrosine kinase signaling pathway; intracellular signal transduction
Cellular component (GO): plasma membrane
Molecular function (GO): receptor tyrosine kinase binding
Source: RefSeq, a predicted model, not a curated record
AGUAUACGAAUAAUUUAUUUGUGUUAUCACUUAUCACAAGGUUUUCUUAGAUUUGUUAUCAGAGGAGUCCUGAGCGAUAAGAAAAAAUGCAAUGUUACAUUAUGAAUGAAAUUCCUCUUACCACUUAUGAUUAUUCCAGAUGUUGACAUUUGACAAAUGUUUAUAAUGAACUAUUAUUAAGUGUUACGCAUUUUCAUGAAAAAUACCACUCAAGUUAUUUAUUUUUAUUACGUUUCAAAAGAAAAAAAUGUUUUAGAUUUAAUUUUUACUUUUGGUUUGAUUGAUGAUGAAAUCUACUAAUUAUGGAUAACCAUUGAAUUACAGAAGUUCAUUGAAUUGGUUAAAAUGCCUGACUCUUGGGGAAGCUUCAUGAACAAACCAGCUCGAGGCUGGUUACAUCCGGAUAAUGUUAUUACUAGAAGUAGUGUGUGCUACGAUGUUCAUUAUAUCGGACGUUUGAAAGUAGUAACAUCAAUGAAAAGUUUGGAUUUUGAUACACGGUUUGCAGUGGCCAAAGAAUGUAUAAAUAAAGUGUGCGAAGCAGCUGGACUGAAAACUGCUGACAAAAAACGAAAAGUAGAUAAAAAAAUUUUGAGACUUAUUGGUGAUCAUCCAAGUAUGGAUUAUGCUGGAUCAAAUGUUACAUUGUCCAUAUCGAGCACAUGUUUAACACUAAAAUCAAGGGACACUCAUGCAAUUAUUUCUACUCAUGAUAUGCCUAGGAUAUCUUUUGCUUCUGGUGGUGAUGCUGACACCAUAAAUUUUGUUGCGUUUGUUGCAAAAGACAUAAAUGAUUGGCGUGCAUGUUAUGUAUUGGAAUGCGGAGAAGGUGAAUCAGCACAAGAUGUGAUAACAACUAUUGGUCAAGCUUUUGAUUUACGUUUUAAGCAGUUUUUAACAAAACCUGCUCCAGUUUUAAAUUCUAACACACGAGAUGAGCGAGAAUAUUAUAAUGAUCUACCUGGAAAGUCUCCUCCAGAAUCUGGUCCUCCUCCUGUACCACCUCUUCCUUUGUAUCAUGAUCAUCGUAAAAGAGAGAGACUAGUUUCAAAUAAUCUUAUUGAUUUAAAUUGUGAAGCACCUCCACCACCUGCACCACAUCCUGCUCAUAAUUAUGUUAAUGAUUUUGUAAUUGGGAAUAAAAAUCAUAAUUCACAAACUCGCGAUGUAUUUGAUAUGCAACCAUUUGUGGAUCAUGAUCUUGUACCUGUAAUGACACCACUAUUACAAGAUGAAAUUUGGUUUCAUGGUAAUAUCACUAGACAACAUGCUGAAGCCUUAUUGAAACAUGAUGGGGAUUUUCUAGUAAGAGAAUCUCAAGGGUCUCCUGGACAAUAUGUAUUAACUGGUCUUCAGGGAGAUGUCAAGAAACAUUUACUUUUAAUUGAUCCAGAAGGUGCUGUUAGAACUAAAGACCGUAUGUUUGAGAGUGUCAGUCAUUUGGUUAAUUAUCAUAGUGAGAACAAAUUGCCUAUUAUGUCAGCUGAAAGUGCUCUCAUUUUAAGAAAUCCAGUACCAAGAACUCGAUUUUGAUGGAUUUCUUAUCAGCCAUUCCAACUAUCUAGUUUCACAAAUAGCUUUGACAUUUAAAUACUACAUUUUAUUUUAUUUUUUUUUUUUGCUCUAUUUACUGUAAUUUCUUACAUUGUAUUUAAUUAUUUAACGAUGUAGUUUAAGAAUGCUAUUAGUAUUAACAAGUAGAUGUUAUGCAAUUUUUGCAUUAAUAUAAUCUUGAUUUUAUAAUUAUUGGAACAUAAGAAAUAUCAAUUCACAGGCUACAAUCAAGCAAUUACUUUUUAAGUAAAUUUUACCCUUUAAAAAAAUUAUA